Molecule: messenger RNA, 1168 nt
Organism: Polyodon spathula (Mississippi paddlefish)
Lineage: Eukaryota; Metazoa; Chordata; Actinopteri; Acipenseriformes; Polyodontidae
Product: tryptophan--tRNA ligase, mitochondrial-like
Exons: 6
Coding region: 2-1126 (374 amino acids)
Biological process (GO): mitochondrial tryptophanyl-tRNA aminoacylation
Cellular component (GO): mitochondrial matrix; mitochondrion
Molecular function (GO): ATP binding; tryptophan-tRNA ligase activity
Source: RefSeq, a predicted model, not a curated record
GAUGGCGCUGCACAUGUAUAACGUGAGGAGAAUCCGGGGUGUCAUUCAGAAUUUAAAAGCAGCAAAACGAACAUUUGGAACCGGACCGGAACCGGAGAAACAAGAGAAACGGGUAAUGGAUUUAGAAGAAACAUUUCAUAUCGCUGGCAGUCGUGUUUUCUCCGGGAUCCAGCCUACAGGGAUUCCACACCUGGGGAAUUACCUGGGAGCUAUCAAGAGUUGGGUCACCCUUCAGGAGCAAUAUAGCUGUGUCCUGUACAGCAUCGUGGACCUGCACUCCAUCACACUACCUCAAGAUCCUGCAGCUCUGAGACAGAACAUAUUGGACAUGACAGCCAGCCUCCUCGCCUGUGGGAUUGACCCAGAGAGAUCCAUCUUGUUUCAGCAAUCUCAGGUAUCAGAACACACUGAGCUGGGCUGGAUCCUUGGCUGCUUCACAAGCAUGCCUCGCCUUAGACAUUUACCUCAAUGGAAGAUGAAGAGUGGGAAAAAAAAUGAAGGCAGUGUGGGAUUAUUGACCUACCCAGUACUGCAGUCUGCUGAUAUACUUCUAUACAAGUCCACUCAUGUGCCAGUUGGAGAAGAUCAGGUCCAGCAUUUGGAGCUGGCUCAGGACACAGCUCGCAUAUUUAACUACAAGUAUGGAGACUUCUUUCCAGUUCCUAAACCACUUUUGAGUGAAACAAGGAAGAUAAAAUCCUUGAGGGAUCCCACUGCCAAAAUGUCAAAGUCAGAUCCUCAGAAAAUGGCCUCUGUCAACAUUACUGACACUCCAGAUGAUGUCAUACUAAAAUUCCGCAAGGCAAUGACAGACUUCACUUCUGAAGUGACCUUUGACCCGGAUAGACGCCCAGGGGUCUCCAACAUGGUUGCCAUCCAUGCCGGUGUCUCAGGGGUGACUGUGGAUGAAGUGGUUCACCAAAGCAAAGGACUGGACACUGCCCAGUACAAACAAGUGGUGGCUGACGCAGUCAUACAGACAUUUUCACCAAUCCGAGAAGAGAUUGAGAGACUCCGGGCUGACCCAGGAUACCUGAAAGAGGUCUUAAGCCAGGGGGCAGAAAAGGCAAAAGAACUAGCCAUUCCUGUGUAUCAUGAUGUCCGAAGACUUAUUGGGUUUUGCUAAUUUGGACAGCAUGUACAAAAUAAACGUGAAUAUGAUGCUAUA